GCAAUAUAUUGUUCGUUCGUAUUAAUGUUUGACACUACAAGUUCAUUUAUUACGUAUUUAUAACAUUAAUUAACCAUGGUAAAUGGUCCAUUUGAAUAGGGGAUUGUUGGUUUAGAUCAUUUUGGUUACCAUAUCAACGGCGUCCAGUCGGAGCGCUAUGGCCGUCUCUGAAAAAUCGAUUACACCGAGAUGACCACUUUUAGAAGAUAAACCGUCUUUAGUAAUUCAAAACUGAUUAUCUAAAUACUUGAAAAAUGUCACAGUUGUGUAAUUUAAAAUUGUAUCCCUUUGUAAAAAGUACAAAGGGUGUAGAGUACGUAUUAAACAGUUUAACUUUUGGAAAUAAGAAUGGAAAAGUCCGGAAUACGUUGCGUCAGAAUGGAAGAGGUUAUAUGCACAUUUUACCAAAAUCUUAUGAUUAUCAAAGUUGUCAACUCCAUAAAAUCAUUGAUAAGUAUCUCUCAACUUUUCAUGUGCCUUUGUGUACCAUUAGAAAAGAAAGUUUUGAUCGGAAUAGGUAUGAUGAUGGAAAAAGAGGUUAUAGAAAUUUAGGGCUAGUUUUGAGUGGUAUUGGACUUGUUGUGGCUCUGUGCGAUGCACCGAGUUUUACGAAAGUUGAUUUUACAGAAAAGCGGUUCUUUCGGGCUGCUCAGUAUGGCAAUAUACCGGAUCUUAAAAAGGCAUUAGCUGAUGGGGUUGAUGUGAAUGCAAGACAUCCAUUGGGAUGGACGGCAUUACAAACGGCAGCUAUCAAUGGCAAAGUUCAAGUGAUUAAAUUUUUACUAGAAAGAGGAGCAGAUGUUAAUGCAGGAGAUCAAUUUGUCAAUGUAUAUAGAAGUGCCAUGGACAAGGGAUGGCACUCUUUGGAUGUACUCAUGUACAGAGAAGAAGAAUUUUCUGAUCGAUUGAACAAUAAAGCCACAUAUCAAGGCUUUACAGCUCUGCAUUAUGCAGUUUUGGCUGACUCAAAAGAAUGUGUUAAAGCUUUAUUAGAUGCAGGAGCAGAUCCUACCAUCGAAAAUGAAGCAGGCCAUCGUGCUGUAGAUUAUGCUAGAGACGGCGAAAUAAAGGAAAUGUUAAUAAAGCAUGCCGUAAGGUACGACGAAAUACAAAGGGAGAAGGAGGCAGAAGAGCGACGAAGGUUCCCACUGGAACAACGAUUAAAACAACAUAUUGUAGGUCAGGAAGGAGCUAUUUCAGUUGUAGCAUCCACUAUUCGCAGGAAAGAGAACGGCUGGGUUGAUGAAGAGCACCCACUGGUAUUUCUGUUUCUUGGAUCAUCCGGUAUUGGCAAGACGGAGCUAGCAAAACAAUUAGCAGGAUAUAUCCAUAAAAAUAAGCCGGAUGGAUUUAUUCGCCUCGACAUGUCCGAGUAUCAGGAGAAGCACGAAGUUGCCAAGUUAAUUGGUGCACCUCCUGGAUACGUAGGUCAUGACGAUGGUGGUCAAUUAACUAAACUCUUGAAGAAAUCACCAUCAGCCGUUGUACUCUUUGACGAAGUAGACAAAGCACAUCCUGACGUAUUAACAGUACUGUUACAAUUAUUCGAUGAGGGUAGACUGACGGACGGUAAAGGAAAAACAAUAGAAUGUAAAAACGCAAUUUUUAUAAUGACUUCCAACUUGGCAAGUGAAGAGAUAGCACAACACGCAAUGCAACUUCGCGCCGAAGCUGAAAGAGUUUUGUCUCAGAGGCUGGACAAGAAUGACGAUGGGGAUCAGGAACCAGAACACAUUGAAAUAUCUCGUAAUUUUAAGGAUCACGUGGUACGUCCAAUACUGAAAGCUCAUUUUCGAAGAGACGAAUUUCUGGGCCGCAUUAACGAGAUUGUCUAUUUCUUACCAUUCUCACGUGCAGAAUUAAUAAAACUGGUAGCACGGGAAUUAGAAGCUUGGGCUGCUCGAGCACGAGAUAGACACAUGGUGGAAUUAAAGUGGGAUAGAGAAGUCUUGUCAGCUUUAGCUGACGGAUACGAUCCCCAUUACGGUGCACGUUCUAUUAAGUACGAAGUCGAACGACGAGUAGUUAAUCAAUUAGCAGCAGCGCAUGAACGUGGACAAUUAGGAAAAGGAAGCUGCGUGCAACUAAAGGCAAAGUGGCAUGAAAACGGAGUGAGUAUCGGGCUUUCCGUACGACCACCAGGAGUGAAAGAUUUUGUGGAAAUUACGAAUAAUGAUUACCUAAUAAAAAAGGUCGAUUCCACGUUCUGACUGGAUCUGGUUACCCGACAGUAAAACUUCCAAUGCAGAGAAAACAUGGCGCGCGUUACAGCGUAACGUGAGAGGCCGGACCUGAACACGUGUUAAAUCAUUAAUGUUAGGAAUGACAAGUUUAUAGAGGAUGUAUAUUCAGACUUAUAUAUACGAAGCAGGUUGAAGAGAUUUGAAGAGCUUUUUUUUUCAUUAGAUACAAUCUACUAGUACAGAUUGCGAAUCGCUACACGUUGUGUAUUUUAACUGUAAGAGAAAUAGUCAAGAGAUCUUGCAAGAGAAGCUCGUUGUUCGAAGUUGUAAAUAUCCUUGAGUAACGAUAAUGCAAAUCGUUGAUGAUAAUAAAAAAAGGAAAAACUUGUCAUUGUAAUUCUACAAGUAUCAUUAUCCAAAAAACUCUUCAUUUAUCUCCACAGCUCGUGUCUCCGAAGAAAACGAUGUCCUUUACUUUCUUGAUGUAAAUAAGUUUAUCUUUAUUUUGAAACAAAAUCACAGAAAUACAUGACAAGAAAAUAUCGGUUUGCACAUCACA
Cephus cinctus (wheat stem sawfly) is the source of this 2742-nucleotide messenger RNA. RefSeq names its product caseinolytic peptidase B protein homolog. Gene Ontology annotation, cellular component: cytoplasm; mitochondrion. The record is from RefSeq and is a predicted model, not a curated record. The transcript is spliced from 10 exons. Lineage: Eukaryota; Metazoa; Arthropoda; Insecta; Hymenoptera; Cephidae. The coding region runs from base 255 to 2210 and encodes 651 amino acids. Gene Ontology annotation, biological process: proteolysis; cellular response to heat. Gene Ontology annotation, molecular function: aspartic-type endopeptidase activity; protein binding; ATP hydrolysis activity.